Molecule: messenger RNA, 1330 nt
Organism: Chrysemys picta bellii (western painted turtle)
Lineage: Eukaryota; Metazoa; Chordata; Testudines; Emydidae
Product: phospholipase A and acyltransferase 3-like
Biological process (GO): N-acylphosphatidylethanolamine metabolic process
Cellular component (GO): cytoplasm
Molecular function (GO): glycerophospholipid phospholipase A1 activity; A2-type glycerophospholipase activity
Source: RefSeq, a predicted model, not a curated record
CAGACUGUCCUGCCCACGUCAACACCCCGCUGCCCUGCAGUGUGAACUCCAGUGAGUAACGGGGCUGUCUGUGGCUCUGACACCCAUCUGCAACCACUUACGCUCGUUAAAGAGGAGUGUUCCUCUCUCGGCCCCUUGCCCCACAAGGCAGGCUGAGGACCCAGCCCCCCGCCGCCACGCCAAGACGAUCAUGCCUCCUUCCUUGAAAUUCUGAGAAAAUAAGCCAUUCUGCUUCUGAAGCUCAACGAAAAUGCCACUUAAACGGGUGGAACCGAAGCCUGGGGACCUGAUUGAGAUUUCCCGCUUCGGAUACCGGCACUGGGCCCUCUACGUGGGCUACGGAUAUGUCAUCCACUUAGCUCCCCCCAGUGAGUUCACCAAAACUGGAUUCUCCAGCCUGAUGUCCGUGGUGGCUGAUAAAGCCGUGGUGAGAAAGGAACCCCUCUGGGCAGUGGUGAAAGGCGAUGACUACCGGGUCAACAACAAGCACGAUGGGAAGCUGCCCCGUCGGAGUGUGGACCAGAUUAUCCAGGAAGCAGAGUCUCUGGUGGGGAAGACGAUGCCAUACAGUGUCACCAGUGAGAAUUGCGAGCACUUCGUCACCAAGCUGCGCUACGGUGUGGCUAGGAGUGACCAGGUCCAAGAUGCCAUGGUUGCAGGGGCGGUGGGGAUCGUGGGCGUAGGAGCCCUUGUGGCAGUUGCUACAUUCAUUGGCGCAUUGCUCUCUGACAACAAGCAGAAGGACGAAUAAUGCAAACGUUGGCCUGGGCCAUAAGACCUGAGCAAGAUCCAUGGGAGCUGAUCUCUACUGGAGCUGGCUUAGCUUCCCACCUGCUUUCUCCUUUGGGAUCACUGCCCUUGGGAGUUUGUUCCAAUGGUUAAUCACUUGCACUGUGAAACAUUGGUGUCUUAUUUCUAAUUGGAAUGUGUCUGGCUUUAACUUCCAGCCAUUAGGUCUUGUCCUGCCUUUCUCUGCUAGGUUAAAGAGCUGAGAUUUUCUCCCCAUGAAGAUACUUAUACAAAGUAAUCAAGUCUCCUCUCAACUGAAGCUAAACGAUUGAACUCUUUAAAGCUCUCACUGGCAGGCAUUUUUUCCAGCCCUCAAAUAAUUUUUGUGGCUCUUCUCUGCCCCGUCUCCAAUUUAGCAACAUGAAUGUUAAAGCAACUAGUGGUUUUGGACAUCUGGGACAUUCUUGGCGAGUGUGUGUAUAAAUCUAGCCAGAGAGAUUCUGCGGGCAGAUCUACAAGCUUGCAUCAGCAUUAACAGAUUGCCUGGGUCAUGCUGAACCACAUGUUGUUAAAGAAAUAAAAGCAUUGCUCACAUGCCUGA